AACUUUUUUUUUUUUUUUUUUUUUUAAGAAGAGCGCACUACGUAUGCCUGGUGUGAUUAGAAUGUCGACGUAAAGAGGCAAUGUGAUGUUAUCACUAGUGUACACGACAAACGUUCUUGAUACCCACAUCGAAACCCAAGUUGGCUCGUAGAAGAAUAAAAUUGGUUUAUAAAACUUUUUUUUUUUUAUGAAGAGUAGCGUUGAGACGAUGAAUGAGUCCGGGACCGAGAGAUCCGUUGGCAAAGGUCCGGGUCCGUGAGUCGGUUGACUCUACGGCGGUUGAAGGGACUCUGAUGCAGCAGGUAGCCAAGUCGGCUAUGUUGAGAAUGCGAGUUCGAGGCUAAUGCUAUGAAUGCCCUUGCCAUCGUCAAGGGUGUUCCAUUAGUGAUUAGCGAGAUCUCAUCGGGGAGACGAGUCUGCAGCUAGUGAGGCCAUGCCCCUUCUCUUAUACGCACUGGCUCUGCUCUGAUUCGCUGCAGAGUGGAAGGCGAGACCAUUCCAGAGCCGGUAGUGGGACCUAGCGGGUGCCGUGUUAAGUGCAGGUGGCCACCACAGACUAAUUACUUUUCUAAAUUAUGUUUAAUUUUCAAUUUACUUCUAUGUAGUAACUAGGGAUGAGCAUCAAUGGUCGAUAUUUAGUUAACAUGGAUGGUAGGCACCCGGUGUUCGAUGUUUUCAACAUCGAUGUUACUGUGUCCAUGUUUUAUAAACUUCCCUUUUUUUUAAGAACAGUGCACUAUUUAUGCCUGCUGUAAUUUGUAUGUCGACGUAAAGAGGCAAUGUGAGGUUAUCACUCGUAUACAUGAUAAACGCUCUUUUAUUCUUUUACAAGUUGGCUUGUAAAAUAAUAAAAUCGGUUUAUUAAACUUUUAACUGAGGAUGAGCAUCGAUGGUCGGUGUUUAGAAAGAAUCGAUGGUCGAUGUUUAGAAAACAUCGAUUGUCGAAGUUUAGAAAGCAUCGAUUGUCGAAGUUUAGAAAGCAUCGAUGGUCGAUGUCUAGAAAACAUCGAUGGUCGAUGUUUAGAAAGCAUCGAUGGUCGAUGUUUAGAAAGCAUCGAUGGUCGAUGUUUAGAAAGCAUCGAUGGUCGAUGUUUAGAAAGCAUCGAUGGUCGAUGUUUAGAAAACAUUGAUGGUAGGCACCCGAUGUUCGAUUUUUCAACAUAGAUGUUCCUGUGUCGAUGUUUUUUGACCAUCAUGGUGGGCUGUAGAUGUUUUAUAAACGCUUUUUCAGUUUUUCCUUCGUCCCACAUUUGUGGAUGGGGAAUGAAGCAUAUUCUUAUGAUUUGAAAGUUUCCUAUCCGAACUUGUCAGGAGUUGUUACCCAAUUUGUUGCCUUAGUUGGCACAUCUAUUCCCUCUGAACGAUUAUUUUACAAAAUUAUUUGGAAAACUAUAAAUCGCUUAGAAGGUAAAUUGGCAAGCUACGUUUUUUAAUUCCGUUCCGGGAAAGAUGUGGUAAUGUUUCAUUGAAAAAUUUAGAUAAAUUAAGCAUAUGGUAGAUUUUUAAACCUUUAGCUAUUUAUGGCUAGGGCUUUUUUUAUAGCAAGGGACAGGAAUUUGGUUUUGGUGGAUUACGGAUGUUUUCCGAAGUAACGAUGGGCGAAGAAAAAAACAGGGAUUUAUUGUGAUUAAAAUUCACAGUCACAAAUGCUUCAAAAAUAGACGUCUUUAAUUCAAAAGGGACCGAGAGAUAUAACUAUAAAUAGAACCAGAGGGAAAAAAAUUCUAAUAAAUGUUAUUUAAAUAAUAAACUAUGAUUUUUAUUAAUUAAGUUCGUAAUAAAGGUUAAGAAAUGGCGAAGUUUGAAAAAUUAACUUACGUUUCGAAACACAUAAAAAUAAUUUAUGCCUAUGAAAAAAUUUGUGGUUUUGAGUAAUGAGAACUCAUUAAACGAUCGAUGUGUAGACUGUGGGGUCGAUAGUUGUACCACCAUCGAUGGUGAGGUUCCGAUGUUUACGUAAAUGGCUUCUCUUAUUUGGCUUAUAGAUAGAGCUAUUUUUUUACCGCUAAGUCGCAAAAAUUAUGAAAAAAGAAAUAGAUGUAUAAAACAUCUAGCGUAUAAUUUUGGUUUUCUCCCAAUAUAAAAUAAUUAAAAACGGUUAAAGUGAUUGGCACUGGACAAGGUUACAAACCUACAAAAACAAAAGAACCCCCCUUGAGUUUUGUGCGAUUACUUACUUAGGUAAAGAAUGAAAAAAAAAUAGCAACGGAAUUGAAAAAAAAAAAAAAAAAAGGAAAAGGUUAGUUUUAGAAAUUCGAGCUCCUUAAGGGAUAUCUUAUCCAGACCAAAAGAUAAAAUGGGUGAAUGGUCUACCAGAGUUGUAUACAAAAUCAAAUGUGGAUGAAAUUGGUCAAACAGGUAGAACAUUAAAAAGUAGGAUAAAAGAAGACCUACCCACACAUCUAGCUCCCUAUCGGAAUUUAAAGACCAUAUUGUCAGAGAGAAUCACACCUUUAAGCCCGAGGAUAACACUGAAAUAUUACAUGUAUUAAAAAAGGAAAAAGAUUAUUUGGAGAUCGUGAGAUGUGGCGAACACAGAGAAUUUAGGUACUCAUCACACUGUUUUCAAUCUCUGAACAAAGAAAAACUGGACUAACGAAUGCCUUUACGAAUUUCUUGGGAUCAUAAAAAGUUGAUCUGGGCUGUUUAAUUUCAAAGAAAACCAUCAGUUCUACUAAUUCUCCUCCUCCCAACAUCCUGUUGUGCUUGGCUUUUUCGGGAUUUUUCAUUAGUAUUUCGUUUACCUUUCCCGAGUACAAUGGGAUCAAAACGAAUUGAAUUUUUAAAUAAGUUAAGAGACUCUGUCUACAAAGAUGGUCCAUCAACUUCUUGUUCUACUGAACGAAGAAAAAGUUGCAUCUCAGCAUGUGACAAAAAAUCAUCCAACGACACUGCGACGGAGAAUUCGUCGAAUUUUAUUUUAACAGAGUUGUAUCUCAGCUCAGAUGAUUCUGAUGUAGAUCCUAACUUUCUUCCUAAUGAAACCAUAACGGAUUCUGACACCGAAGUAGACGAAGACUCUCCAAAACAAUAUUCUAAGGGUAAAACUACGCCUACCAAUACCAAAGCUACUUCUGUAUUCGGAGGGGGCUCUCAUGCUACAGUUAACCCUCAACCAGAACUUCUUGCACCUAUUGAAGCGAUUGAUUCCUCUCAGCCUGCCAUUCCUGUUGCUGUUGAUUUCACUCAUAACGAUAAUAAUAAUAUGAUCAUUGCUGUAAGUAGCUCAAUUUCAAAUAACGUAAACUGCUCUGAGUCACCUAAGAAAAGAUACAAAGCCGAUCCAUCAAAAUGGAAACGUAAUAUAAACAGAUCUCUCCGUCUUAGUGGUCAAUCGUAUAUGACCGUAAAAGGAAAACUUAUUCCCGCAAAACCAAUGCAAGUUGCAAAUUGCGUUAACCGCCGGGGUCAUAACGGCUGCUUAGAGAUUCCUGAAGAAGGCCGGCAAGAAAUUUACAAUAAUUUUCAUUCUCUUAAAACGUUAAAAGAUCAGCGUGAAUUUUUCAUUAGGAACAUUCAAGUAAAUGAUCCAAAAAGAACUGUUUCUGGCAUUUCUCGGAACUUGAAAACAAGCGUUUAUGAGCUAACAUUCAAUAAUGAAAAAUACACUGUAUGCAGGGAGUUCUUUUUACGCACUUUAGGAAUUUCAGAAGGACUUGUUAGGGGUGCAUUCAAAAAGUUGAAUAGUAACGGAUUUUUGGAUCCAGAAAAUAGGGGGCGAAAACAGGGCUUUAAUGAGGCGCAGAUAAAUUUUAUCAAGGAACACAUCAAGGCAUUUCCUGCUGUCCAAUCUCAUUAUUGUAGAAAGUCGAGUGAGUUUAAAUACCUGAGUUCGGAACUCAACAUUAGAACCAUGUACAACUUAUACAAGGAAAAGUGUCAAGAACAAAAUCAGAAACCUGGUUGUUUUGAGACUUAUCGCAAGGUUUUCAGAACUUAUAAAUUAACCUUUCACAAACCUAAAAAGGAUUUGUGUAAAACUUGUGUGAAAUUUAAUGAAAGCAGCGAAAAUGAACAAGAACAAAAUCAAGCAGCACACAACGGACAUUUGGGUCGUGCCGAUUCCGCUAGAAUUAGAAGGGAUGAAGAUAAAAAAAGCAGGGGCUGAGGAUCCAAAAACUUUGUCUUUCAAUUUUGACCUCCAGGCUGUUUUAUAUACUCCAAAAGGCGCAGCUGGGCCUUUUUUUACGUUAGAAAGCUUGCUGUGUACAAUUUAACAGUGUUCAAUUUAGGCAAUGCCAAAGUAGACUGCUACACUUGGGAUGAAACAGAGGGGAAGAGAGGGAGCGUUGAAAUCUCGACAUCUAUAUAUAAAUACAUUUUAGAUCACCCUGAGAUAGCCCAUGUCCGAAUGAUGUCCGACAGUUGCGGUGGGCAACAAAAAAAUUAUCAUUUCUCUUCCAUGUGUUUUUCUGCUUUGGAAGCGCACCCUAACUUACACACAAUUGACCACGUAUAUUUCGAACCUGGUCAUUCGGAAAUGGAGUCCGAUUCGGUCCACUCCAAGAUUGAGACUAAGGCCAAAAAUAGACCAGUAUACAUACCCACUGACUGGGAACAAUUAAUAAGGUUGGCUCGUAGCAAACCCUCUCCCUAUAUUGUCAUUAAGCUUCAACACGAUGAUUUCCUGAAUUUUAAUGUUGAGCAAGAUCAAUUUGUACCUGAAAAAACAAUUGAAAAAGGUAGAAAGAAAAACAGUUCAGAUAAUAAUGAUGGAACCAACAUUGAUGGGAAUACAAAAAUAAAAUUUAAUGAUUGCGUUUGGUUUCAAUACCGUAGAUCAGAAAAAAAUAAAAUAUUUGUAAAGACAGAUUAUGAAGUCAAUGGUGAAUUCAUGACGCUUGUACGAAAACGAAAACGCGGACUUAAAAAAAUCGCUCCUGACGAUUUACUUCCACCACAUAUUAUACAAUACAAUGAUCGGCUCUGUAUCUCAGAUGCAAAAAAAAAAGAACCUGUUACAUUUCUGUGAACAGGGACUAGUACCCAGAGCAUACAAAAAUUUUUUUGAGCUACUUCCAUCAAACACUAGCGUGCCAGAUAGGCUAGCAGAACCGGAUGACAGCGAAGAAGAAGGUUAACUUUUUUAAUGUUUUUCAAUUUUAUUUACUUUUCAAUUCUUAAUUUUUUUUACUUGUAAUUUACUUUU
Messenger RNA from Cimex lectularius (bed bug), 5149 nucleotides. RefSeq lists its product as uncharacterized. The record is from RefSeq and is a predicted model, not a curated record. Lineage: Eukaryota; Metazoa; Arthropoda; Insecta; Hemiptera; Cimicidae. The transcript has 4 exons. The coding region runs from base 2759 to 4108 and encodes 449 amino acids.